Molecule: messenger RNA, 1292 nt
Organism: Raphanus sativus (radish)
Lineage: Eukaryota; Viridiplantae; Streptophyta; Magnoliopsida; Brassicales; Brassicaceae
Product: ethylene-responsive transcription factor ERF034-like
Exons: 1
Coding region: 237-1082 (281 amino acids)
Biological process (GO): regulation of DNA-templated transcription
Molecular function (GO): DNA binding; DNA-binding transcription factor activity
Source: RefSeq, a predicted model, not a curated record
GGUGAAACUCGUUAACAUCUUUCCUUUUGUUCCAUGCACCCCUUCCAUCUUCCCUAAACCAUGUAUUAUAAAUAAGAAAAAUCAUUAUACGAUAGUUUAUUUUAUUUUUUCUAUUAUUUUCCUUAUAAUAUGAAAAAGCCAAAAGAAAAAUAGAUUGUGGACGAAUAUUAAUACAAGCCCACUUCACCAUCUAUUUUUGUGCAAUCCUCUUUUCUAAAGCUAGCUUCUCUCUAACAAUGGAAACACAUCUCAACAUAGAGAAGAGUGCUUCUCAGGUUACCUUAACUACCGCCGCUAUCUUCACCGUAUCCUCUUCCUCCUCCUCUUCCACCGCCUCAUUGUCUUCACACACAACAUCAUCCUCUUCUUCAUCAAGAAUUUUGAAUUUCUCUGAGGAUACCAACUCUAAAAGAAAAGCAUCUCGAAGAUCAUUACCCGUUCAAGAAGAUGAUGAUAACGUCGUGAAACGGCGAAAAACCAGUGGCGGAGAUAAGCAUCCGACGUAUAGAGGAGUGCGGAUGAGGAGUUGGGGUAAAUGGGUGUCUGAGAUAAGAGAGCCGAGGAAGAAAUCAAGAAUCUGGCUCGGAACUUAUCCAACGGCUGAUAUGGCUGCUCGAGCUCAUGAUGUGGCGGCUUUAGCCAUCAAAGGUACAACGGCUUAUCUCAAUUUUCCUGAAUUAUCCGGCGAGUUUCCUCGCCCGGUCACCAACUCUCCUAAAGACAUUCAAGCAGCUGCCACCGCCGCCGCCGUAAAUUGGCAAGCCUCCGAUGAUGAAGCUGAACCGAGUGGAGAAGCGAUGGCUCAAUCUAUGUCAGGUAGUGUGGUGUUUUCUUCGGACAAUACAACUCAAGAGUCGUUAGAAGCUUCAUGUGCUUCGACCACUUCGUUUGCGGACAAAGAUAGCGAAGAAGAGAAGCUGUUUGAUCUGCCAGAUUUGUUUAGUGAUGAGAUGAUGAUACGAGACGAUGGGUUUUGUUGUUACUCAUCCACAUGGCAACUCUGUGGAACCGAUGCUGGGUUUCGGGUUGAUGAGCCGUGUUUCUUUUUCAGUGACCUAAAUCACACUACUCCUAACACCUAAUUAAUUUACCCUUCUUUUUUUCAUUUUUUUUGCUUUUGCUUUUUUUUGUUUUUUCUUCAAUUUGUGUGUUAGUGAUUUUUUUUGUAAACAAUGAUUUAUUUUCUUUUUUGAGCAAAAGAGUGUUUUAUGAAUAUUUUUGUAAUAUAAAUGUGGUGAGAACAUAUUCUGAAUAAAGAAAAAAUAGGGACAAGACCAAGUUGCUUGUUUUCA